Molecule: messenger RNA, 4119 nt
Organism: Pocillopora damicornis (cauliflower coral)
Lineage: Eukaryota; Metazoa; Cnidaria; Anthozoa; Scleractinia; Pocilloporidae
Biological process (GO): metaphase chromosome alignment; mitotic cell cycle; regulation of G2/M transition of mitotic cell cycle
Cellular component (GO): nucleus; chromosome, centromeric region; spindle pole
Molecular function (GO): microtubule binding; dynein complex binding
Source: RefSeq, a predicted model, not a curated record
AUGAGCUGGGCUAGAGACGAAUGGAAACUUGAUUUACCCAACACAGCGCUAAGAAAGAUUUCCGAGCUUGAAAACGAUGUGGAAAAUUUGCGAAAGAGCAAACAACAACAGCAGUUGCAACUGGAAACCGUGUCAAACUCUCUGCAGAAACAAAAGCAACUAAACGCGGAGGAAAAAGCCGGAAAUUCCAGUCUGCGACGUGAGAUACAAGAACUUACACGAAAAUGCUCCGACCUCGAAAACCAGGAAGAAAAAUCGCAAAUAGAUCUUAAAGCGAAAGACAACAAGAUCGGACUGCUUGAGGAACAGUUGCACAAAGCAAGAGAGAAGCUUAAGGACGAGGAAGAUAAAAAUUCCGAGAUGCUGAACCAAGUUGAUCAGCAAAAGUUAAUCGCAGAAGUGAUGGAAAAUGAAAUGGGACAGUUGGCUGUAGAGGUGGAACGGAUAAACGAAACUAAAGCGCAGACGGUGAAAGACCUCGAAGUUGCAAAAGAAAAAGUCGAGAUUCUGCUCAAAGAAAACGAAGCUCUUAAAAAUCAGCUCAAGCAACGAGAUGAACUGCUUACGGAACACGCCAAUAGCUCGAUUGUUGAUGAUGAGUCUGCGCCAAUGACGGAAACUGCUGACCCACGGACGCCGGACAACGUGAGCAACGCGUUCUUAGAGAUCUUGAAAAGAGAGAAUAACUCUUUGAUAAGUGAGAAUGAAGAGCUUAAAGUCCAAGUUGAGCAUUUGAAGAUUCUACAGCGUGAAAAGGAGAAAGAGCUGGAGAGGGUGACGCAAAAGCUAACUGCUUCACAAACCGAGUGCGAGAAAAAAGCGCAAUUGUUGAAAGCUCGAGAGAAAGAGUUUUCUAAAUUGCAAGACAAGCUUGCAAGAACUGAAGCAGACUUACAGAACAAUCAAAGCAGAGUGGAAACUCUAGAGGAGAAAGCCAAACUGCUCCAUGAGGGAAUUCAGAGCGAAAAACGCCAAAGUGAAAACAGCAAAGAAGAGAUUACCACAAUAAGAACCGCGCUUCUGGAAUCCGAACGUAAGAUCAAAACUUUGGAGACGGAUUUGUCUCAACAAUCAGACAAAAUGAAAGUUAAGCGGGAGAGAAUAGAGACUUUGGAAGAGGAGAACGUGCAAAUGACACAAGAGCUUGAUUCCUUGAAGCGUCAGAACAACGCCACGACAGAAUCUUACCUCGCCACAACUAAGGUAUUGAGAGAGAAAGAUCACAGAAUUGAAGAACUCGAAGAGGACAACAAAGAAAAAAAGAAGCAACUCAGAGUGUUUGGCGAAAAGGUUGAAGUUCUUACCUCGCAGAACAACCGCUUGAUGGAGGACCUUCGACAGGCAGAAGAGAAGUUUGCGAAUGCUGAUAGGUCGUACCGACAGGUUUCAAAGGCGUUGGACGAUUGGAGGAAAAUGAUAGAAGAACCUGGAAAUGGAGCAGAUCUCUGGGAUGGAGAAAAAUGCGAGGGACUGGGGAAGAGCAACAGAGUUGACCGGGAGGAGAUUAGUGAAGAGCAGAAAGAAGAAGAUGAGAAAAGCAGUAUUUGCUCUUACUGCGACCAAAUAACGGCGAAACUGAAAGAACAAGAAGAUUACUCCAGUCUUAAGACCAGGGAACUUGAAGCCUGCAUACGGAAACUUACGACCGAGAAGGAAGCGCUGGAGCGGAAAGUGGAAAAAGAACGGAGGAAUAGUGAGGAGUUUACAAUGCGAGUGCAGCAGAUGGUACAGAAGAUGGAAAAUGAGAAUAAAACGGAGAGGGAUGACAACAGAAAGGAACAGAGGCAAGAAACAGAGGACUUCUUCAUCAUGUUCAAGAGAUUUUUUAUUAAGAAUGAGGGCUUGAAGAAGCAUGCGCUGAAAUGCCUGUCCGACCUUGAACAGUUGCAAGAGUAUCUAAGAAGUUGUGCAAGCGGAGUCAGAGAGGUUAUUGGUCAUGCGGAUGAGCUUGAGCCGGUGGCGAAGCGAAUAUCGCUGCUAAAAUCACUCUUACAGACGGUUGUGGACGAAUUUGAGCGUCCACUGAAGGGAGAGGAAAGUGACACGGACGGGAACGAAGGUUCUCCGAUGGAAGCGAACAUUCGUGCUGAGUUAUCGUGGGAUGAUUAUGACAGAGAGGUCGCCUUCAAAGUAUUUACAGACAACGUGGAAGACCUCAUUCAGCAGAUUGAUAAAGGAAAGGAAAUGAGAGAGAGAAAAGUCGAAGAGUUCCAGGAGGUUAAACGCGCUCAUACGGCUCUCAAAAGGGUCAGAAAAAGGUCCCGACAAGCCAUUGAAAGAGCUGUCGCGCGGAGUGAAAUUGAGGACCUGUGCGUGGAAGGGCCGCCGGAGGACAUUGAAAGAGGCUCCCAACGGACAAAUACCCGGAUGGAACGCUGGAAUGGUUGGGACUUACUUAAGGUCAUUAAAGAUCUGCUUGAACAGAACCGAGAGGUACUGGAGAUGAAAAUGGAUGAAAAUUUUAAUAGAUUACAAAACAUCGUUAAACAGCAACGUGUACAGGAUAAUGUGUUGUCGGACGAGAGAGGGCAGGAAAUCGGCGGCGAGAGCGUCAGGGAGACCAUGGAUGGAAAAUAUGCCAUAGGAGAACUGGAAUUGGUUAAAAGAAAGUUGUCUGAUGUGCAGAAAAUUAUAAAGCACCUCACUGGGUCACUGGUAGAGGUUGAACACGAAAAGAAGACUGUCGAGUCCCAGGUGGAUCUGUUGAACGGAGAGCUUCAUCAGAAAGAGUCGCAGUACGAGGCCAAAUGCGAGGAUUUGAAACGAGUCACGAAAACCGCUUCCGACCAGGAAGUUUCCUUCCGAAACCGGCUCCAACAAAUUGCGUCGGAAAAAGAUGAGAUCAACUCGGAGCUACGAAGAAUUGUCGGGGUACUCAAGGAGAGAGAGCUGGAACUAGUGGAGCGAUCACAGCAGUUGAAACAUUUGCAGGCCACGUAUAGCGAUAAGGAGCGAUCAAUGAAAAGCAAGAUCGACGCGCUUGAGCAAGAAAACAACGGUGUAUGGUUGGACUACAAAGAAGCUGAUAAACGAGCUGAGAUCAAAGAAAAAGAGUUUAAAGAACUUGCAGACCGGCUGAAGAAAAGUCAAAGAUACAUGCAUUCCGUGUUUAGCAGCUUAACCAACAUGGACGAUGAAUUGCAAAGAGCCAGAGAUGUCGAAGUGUUCAGCGAGCAAGAUUAAGAAUUUAAAUUAUGAUCGAAUAUGAAAGGUGGUUUACGUAGAACCCCGGGUUGAAAAAGAUAUUUAGCAAUGUGAUAUACAUGAUUUUUUUUCUGUUCCUGAAUUUAUGCGUUUUUUUUCUUGUCUUUUCUUUUAAAAACGAUUUGUCUUCGAAUUGUGUAAUACUGAACAAGACUGAAAUGUAGAUCACACGAUGCCUUCCUUUUGUACCUUCUCUGUGUCUGUAUAUCACCGUUUAUUUUCUAAUUUUAAUUUUUAGUAAGGCUACAUUAAGUUUUCGUUCAUUUUUCUUGCCUUUUUAUUUGGUAUAAAUAAAGUUGAGAGGAUACAAUUCUUAAGGGCAACGCAUUUCAUACACUUAUUCGUGUGUACACCACAUUUCUACCGAGCGUCGUUAAUUAGAAUCCGCAGUCUUCACAACGACCAAUAAGAGAACAGAUAAACAGCACAAAAGGCAAAUGAGAGUUCAGAGCAAAAACUUUCCAACUACCUACAACGCGACAAAACGCUAGCGAACGAGUAACCCUUAAUUAGAACUUUGCAUCUGAUAGGUUGAGAUGCGAUUUUUUUAGACCAAUCACAGUGCAGAGUAAAGUACAACCAAAAUGACUCCUCUUUACUAUCAAAACUCGACUAAGAUUGCUUUGAAAAAAAAAAAAAAAAAUCGCCACCAAGGUAAGUAUCGAACAAACUUCUUGCUCGUAGAGUCCCGAAAAUCGCAAAGGAGACGAGGAUUCCUUCCGUAACCGUUUUAAAGUGCUCAGUUGCGUCGGAAAAAACCCAAAUAAAGUCAGAGCUACGGAAAAUAGUCCAAGCACUCAAGGAGAAUGUGUCAAUGAAAACUAAGCGUGGGAAAAAGACUGGUUAGAAUUUUGUAUCUGAUUGGUAGAGGAUGGCACACUUUUUCCGGAGAUACCGCUGUACCGCGUAGUAAUG